AUGGAAGCUGCCAGUGCAAAAACUGGUUUAUUUCGACGUCCGAUGAAUCCAUUGAAUAUAUCAUUUCCAAACAAAUAUUUUAUUGAAGGUUAUGACCCAGAAAUGGAACUUAGCGAAAUACUGAAAGAGGCACCAGCGUUUUAUAAGGAUAACUUAAAAGUAAUGGCCAAAGAGGCUAUGGGUUUAUUCGAUUUGGAGAAGAAAGAACUAUUUGAAAACUGUGGAAUGCUAUCGCAAGGUGAAGCAAGAAAGGAAUAUUGUUUUGAUAAUCCUGAAGCUCUAAAAUUAUGGCGUAUGGCUUGUGAUUCAGACUGGAAUCAGGGUUAUUCAAAUUGCGAAUUAGAUGGCAAAUCAGAAAGAGCGGGUUGGGCUGGAAUAAAGCUUGAUGACAGAGGAUCAUUUCGAAGGAAGAAGUACUUUUCUAGGUGGAAGAGUUUCACUCACUUGCUUAUUAAGUGUCGAGGUGAUGGUCGUACAUACAAAGUGAUGCUCUACUGUCCGUUGAGUAUGGAUAUUACAUGGGGUGACACUUGGUCUUAUCCACUACAUACACAUGGCGGUCCUUACUGGCAAUACGAAAAAAUCCCUUUCUCAAGGUUUUUUCAUACUGUCUAUGGAAGGAUACAAGAUCGCCAGUACCCAGUGGAUCUCCGAUUGGCUAGCUCUAUUGGAAUAGUAAUUAUGGACAGGAUAAAUGGUGCAUUCGCUCUUGAACUGGAUUAUAUUGGUGUAUGUUAUGAUCAUGCACACAAAGAGAAAUUUGCAUAUGAAACAUAUACAGCCCCCAUAUGUUAUACUAUAGGUAUUUAG
Messenger RNA from Dracunculus medinensis (Guinea worm), 810 nucleotides. The record is from the annotation of a GenBank genome assembly. Lineage: Eukaryota; Metazoa; Nematoda; Chromadorea; Rhabditida; Dracunculidae.